AUGAAGUUUCUCGAAUACCCUCAACUCGAGCUCCUCUCGAGAGCGCUCACCUUUGAGUCAGCAGAGUGCAAGGUCUUUACUCGCAUGGAGGCCUACUCCUGCAAGACUGUAUCCAAGGAGAAGCGUCUCUUCAAGAGCCUCGAGUCUUCCUACCUCCGCUCCGCUUCCACCUCUCCGCCUGACUAUCUCGAAGCAGCACUCGCUUCUCCCUUCGGCCCUCUCGACCAAGCUUCGGCUCGAAAGACCCUCUUCUUGCUCAUCGCAACUCUCAAUGUCGCCUUCCCCGACCAUGAUUUCAGCCAAGUCAACCCGGCCGACUUCCGCAAAGAGACCAGCUCCGCAAUGGUUCUCAACUCGCUCAGUACUACUUUGCUCAGCUUGAAAACCUCGUCCAAUGCGCCGCGCUCUUACAGUUCUUUCCCAGGCUCGUUCGAGGAGCCUAGCUUUGCAAUUGGAUCGACUGGCGAGUCUCCUGGCUCAGCUGGCCCAACAGCCUCACUCCCUCCUCUGAUCACCCAUCCAGCACUUUCGCAUAUCCUCGACGACAUCAUGGACGUCUCCGACUGCCAAGUCUAUACCUUCCAUCCCGACAUGGACUCGGACCCGCAUGCGAGCGCCGAGCCCGAAGAGGAAGGCGAUCUCGCUGACGAUGACCCUUACCAUGACGAAGAGUACUGGGACGAUGACCGCGCCGGAAUGCGAGGCCGUGAAGACACACCCCGUGCUCGGGCACACACUGCCGAUGAUCAAGACGAGGAGAUGGUGGAUGCACCCAUGUUUGACGAAGAUGUCUAUGGUCAAGGUCUCAGCGGAGGCCACGCACCAACUCACAGCAUCGCAACUAUCGGUCCAGAUGGCCAAAUGGUUCUGUCUCGUCCUGAUUUCGACGCCAGGAGGACGCCAUCCAUGGAGAGCUCAAGCCUCACUUCCUAUUCGUCAUACCACGACUCGAACUUCAACGACGAGGAGGAUGACCUUGAUGGCACCGGUGCUGGUCUGCUUUGGUCCACAUUCGCCUUCUUCUACAACCGCAAGAUGAAGCGUAUCCUCUUUGUCUCGGUUUGGAGCCGAAAGAAUGCUCGCUUCGGCAUGCCAACCUCUUCAUGGGCGUAUGCGCAACCACCACCCGUCCUCAGCGCUUCCCUCGGCUCACCACAAGCCAACUACCGCCGCGUCACUUCUCGACCUUCUACAGGACGACAACGUUCGACGUCCAAUGCUAAGAAACAGGCGUCCUUAGCUCCGACAGCCGCUGCUGCGACCACGCUCGCCAAACGCGCUAUUACCAGAACCGACUCUACUGGCUCUCUCAAACGAGCUGGUCGACCAGGCCACAUCCGCGCACAAUCUGGCAGUCCCGCUCCUUCGGCCAUGUCUCCUUUCCCACAUGCAUCGCCUCGUGCAAUCCGAACAGCAGACCCGAUGGAGAACAUCCUUGUCCUGGACGGUAGAAGGAACAUCAAUUCUCUCGACGCGGCCUUGUUAAGCGCCAGUGCUCCUGCUGCAGCCGCAAGUGCGUCUAUCAAAGCCGCUAAGCGCGGGACACCAACUUCGAUGCGCAGCAAGAGGUCUUCUGACACCGCGAGUGGUCUCGAUGGCAAGCGGGUCAAGAAGCAGUCUGCCUAG
Ustilago hordei is the source of this 1626-nucleotide messenger RNA. RefSeq lists its product as uncharacterized. Bases 1 to 1626 code for a protein of 541 amino acids. The record is from RefSeq and is a predicted model, not a curated record. Gene Ontology annotation, molecular function: RNA polymerase III core binding. Gene Ontology annotation, cellular component: nucleus. Gene Ontology annotation, biological process: negative regulation of transcription by RNA polymerase III. Lineage: Eukaryota; Fungi; Basidiomycota; Ustilaginomycetes; Ustilaginales; Ustilaginaceae. The transcript has a single exon.